GUAUUUAAACAGACUCUGCUUAGCAACGCAAACAUAUUCAUAUCCACAUUGUUAUUCAAUUUUCUUUUUCCUUUUUCCAUCUUGUUGACCUUUACAUGAACAAUUAUUCGGAUUAAUAAAUUAGGAAAACAGUCCCAUUCACAUUCGGUUUGCCGUGUUAUUUGAUAUGAAUAUUCAACUUAAUUCAUAAUCUAUUUAAAGAUCGGCUUGUGGCUAAUUUUCUUAGAAUCACAUCAAAGUUUCAAUCUUUUAUUUGUUGAAAAUACAUACCUUCCUUAUUUGAAAAGAUAUUCAUUAAUGGCGACUGCUAUUGGAAUGCUGGGAAACGUUGGGGGUUGCGGCUCUGCAUCUGCGUCUUGGAUUCGUUUGAAAAACUGCUCAAAGAAGAAAACGAAGGGUGAGAAUGUUAGAUUUGGGGUGUCUUGUGUUUAUUCUCCUUCUGUGAGUGAUCCUUACAAAACCUUGAGAAUUAACCCUGGUGCUUCUGAAUCUGAAGUCCGGAAAGCUUUUAGACAGCUCGCUCUUCAGUAUCACCCGGAUGUGUGCAGAGGAAAUAAUUGCGGCAUCCAAUUCCACCAAAUCAAUGAAGCAUACGAUGUUGUGAUGAGUAACUUGAGAGGUGAAACGAAGAGGGCAGAAAUGGAAAUAUACGAGGAAUAUGAGGAUGAUGAUUCCAUGAGAGGAGUGAACGAUCCAGAUUGGGACAUGUGGGAAGAGUGGAUGGGAUGGGAAGGAGCUGGCAUUCGUGACUACUCUUCUCACAUCAACCCUUAUAUUUAAUCUUUAAUCUAGACUAUACUUACCUCGACGGGGUCAAAAGGUCUAUGGCCUAGGCUGGACGGCCCGAGUGGUCGAGCCUACGUCAUAUUUUUUGUUUUAAACAAUCUGGACUGCAGUAUUUCUGUUAAAAAAGCCCGUCCAUCCAUCUAUUUCAACUGAAGAUGGUUCGUGAUUUCUGUAUAUUUUCGAUGUAAAAAGUGUAAUUAUUUUGUACAUAUAUGGGAGUCUCUCCUCUGUGAUUAUUAAUAUCAACUAUGACGAUAUGAUAGACAGAUGAUAUAAUAUCAAUGAGAACUUAUAUUACUGGUUAAUUUUGUAUCAAUCUUGAAAUAAUUAUGAAGAUUAUGGCUUUGA
Messenger RNA from Nicotiana tabacum (common tobacco), 1134 nucleotides. RefSeq names its product chaperone protein dnaJ 8, chloroplastic-like. NCBI's taxonomy places the organism in Eukaryota, Viridiplantae, Streptophyta, Magnoliopsida, Solanales, Solanaceae. The record is from RefSeq and is a predicted model, not a curated record.